AUGGCGGUGGUUAACCUGCUGUUUGCUGCGCUAAUCGCCUGCUCUCAUGCACUAGUAGGCACGCUUGCGCUUGUUGGAGAUCACCGUCCCUGGCCACCCGCCCUCGCCGCGCUCGUGGCGGAGGGCAGGCUCAGAACCGACACCAACGCCACGGUGGCGGCCUCGACGGACUUUGGCAACAUCACGUCGGCGCUGCCGGCGGCGGUCCUGUACCCGUCGUCCACGGGUGACCUGGCGGCGCUCCUGGCCGCGGCCAACUCCACCCCCGGGUGGCCCUACACCAUCGCGUUCCGUGGCCGCGGCCACUCGCUCAUGGGCCAGGCCUUCGCCCCCGGUGGCGUGGUCGUCAACAUGGCCUCCCUGGGCGACGCCGCCGCCGCCGCCGCCGCGCCGCGCAUCAACGUGUCCGCGGACGGCCGGUACGUGGACGCCGGCGGCGAGCAGAUGUGGAUCGACGUGCUGCGCGCGUCGCUGACGCGCGGGGUGGCGCCGCGGUCCUGGACGGACUACCUCUACCUCACCGUCGGUGGCACGCUGUCCAACGCCGGCAUCAGCGGCCAGGCGUUCCGGCACGGCCCACAGAUAUCUAACGUGUUGGAGCUGGACGUUAUCACCGGCCACGGAGAGAUGAUGACGUGCUGUAAGGAGCUCAACGCUGACCUGUUCGACGCCGUCCUGGGCGGGCUGGGCCAGUUCGGCGUGAUCACCCGCGCACGGAUCGUGGUGGAGCCGGCGCGGGCGCGGGCGCGGUGGGUGCGGCUCGUCUACACCGACUUCGCCACGUUCACCGCCGACCAGGAGCGGCUCAUCGCCCCGCGGGCCGACGGCGCGUUCGGCCCGAUGAGCUACGUCGAGGGGUCGGUGUUCGUGAACCAGAGCCUCGCCACCGACCUCACGAACACGGAGUUCUUCUCCGACGCCGACGUCGCCAGGAUCGUAGAGCUGGCCAGGGAGAGGAACGCCACCACCGUGUACAGCAUCGAGGCCACCAUCAACUACGACAACGCCACGUCGGUGGACCAGGAGCUCAAGUCUGUGCUGGACACGCUAAGCUUCGUGGAGGGGUUCGCGUUCCAGCGCGACGUGACCUACGAGGAGUUCCUGGACCGGGUGCAUAACGAGGAGGUGGCGCUCGACAAGAUGGGGCUAUGGCGAGUGCCGCACCCGUGGCUCAACAUGUUCGUGCCGCGGUCGCGCAUCGCCGACGUGGACCGCGGCGUCUUCAAGGGCAUCCUCCAGGGCACCGACAUCGUCGGCCCGCUCAUCGUCCACCCCCUCAACAAAUCCAUGUGGGACGACGACAUGUCGGCGGCGACGCCGUCGGAGGGCGUGUUCUACGCAGUGUCGCUGCUCUUCUCGUCGGUGGCCAACGACCUAGCGAGGCUGAAGGAGCAGAACCGGAGGAUCCUGCGCUUCUGCGACCUCGCCGGGAUCCAGUACAAGAGCUACCUGGCGCGUUACACCAAUCGCAGUGACUGGGUCCGCCACUUCGGCACCGUCAAGUGGAAUCGCUUCGUGGAGAUGAAGAACAAGUACGACCCCAACAAGCUGCUCUCCCCCGGCCAGGACAUCUUCAACUGA
This is a messenger RNA of Miscanthus lutarioriparius, 1581 nucleotides long. Lineage: Eukaryota; Viridiplantae; Streptophyta; Magnoliopsida; Poales; Poaceae. The record is from the annotation of a GenBank genome assembly.